UGAUUACAACAAAGCAGCAAAUGUUGCAUCUCUUUCUGAUUCAUUACCCAUAAAGAGUGGUCUGAAUUCUUUGAGUGAAGUACCUCCAUUAAAGAAGUCUGAAAAUACAAAUUCAGUUUUGAAAGAUGUAAAGAUGGUGAAUUCUAAACUCGGAUCACUUGAACUAGGAGAGGAAAAUGAAUAUAUUGAUGAUUUCAACAGCACCAGUCAUCGGUCAGAGAAAAGCGAAGUCAGCAUUGGUGAAGAAAUAGAUGAUAUUUCUAUGGAAAUAGAAGACUUCAUUACUAGUGAAAAGCUUGAGGAUCUCACACAAGACUUCACUGUUUCUCAGUUAAGCUUUGAAGCAGAUUACCUAGAGGAUGUUGCAUGAGUAGAGAGCAGAAAUCUUAAAUGGUGGGACUGUCGACCUUUGUAGACUGUAUUUUAAGACAAUCAAUCUUCUGAAAUACCCCUCACAAAUCGUGCCUUUUAUUUCAAGAGAAAAAAUAAAACAACCCAAGAAAGCUGGAGAGGGGAAAGAUUUUAAGCUCACAAAGAAUGGAGUUUAAUACUGCUGACUAGUUCAACUAAGGUAGUAGUUAGGUCCCAGAGAGAUGUCUGUUGCAGGCGACAGACGCACCACCAUUUGAUUUAUAAACAUUCAUAAGGGAAGAAAUCCAUAAAGUAUAUGAAGAAUGGCAGACAUGGUUUGAUGUUAUGGCAACUAUCUAGGUUUUUUUAGCUGAAGAAAGUAAGAAAAUUCAGCAAGGUUGCUAUUUUGUUGACUCAGUUUUCAGUAUAAUUUAUCUUUUAGCUACUGAAGUUAUUUUAGUUGACAGGGCAUAAUUC
This is a messenger RNA of Thamnophis elegans (Western terrestrial garter snake), 828 nucleotides long. RefSeq names its product FGFR1 oncogene partner-like. Bases 134 to 370 code for a protein of 78 amino acids. The transcript is spliced from 5 exons. The record is from RefSeq and is a predicted model, not a curated record. NCBI's taxonomy places the organism in Eukaryota, Metazoa, Chordata, Lepidosauria, Squamata, Natricidae.